AUGGCGGCUGAAGAAGGGAUAUCGCGAGUUAGCGCUCCCAUAAUCCUGCUCCUGGAGGCUCUAGUGUCCCUACUUCUAGCCGUGUACCUGCUGUGGAAUUACGGGGAUAUCCGGAGGCAGAAUCCGCUGGUAUCAGUUACCACGCUCCUCGUCUGGUUCCUGAGCUUCUUCAUCAUCUUCGUCCUGCCCGUGGACGUGUCGUCGGCCUUCUACCACCUCUGCCUCGAGAACCCCUACUCGUUCAUCUGCUUCGACUCCCUGAAGAUCCUCUGGUUCAUCAUCUACUGGUUGUUUUUCGUCCUCUCCUGGGUGGUGAUUCCAUUGGGACAGUCGUACGUGCUGGCAAGUUAUUUCUCUGUGUGGAAGAAGAUUGUGCGGAUGCUGGUCGAGAACAUUCUCAUUUACCUCUCCCUCUUCGUCAUUUUCUUCAUUCUCUUUGUGUACCUCGUGGUCAUCAAGAAGAUAGUGGCACUCCAAGAGACUCCAUGGUUGAUAGCCACUGCCUCUAACACGUGGGGACUAGUUAUCCUAACUCUUCUCCUUGGCUAUGGUAUUGUAGAGGUUCCACGCUCGCUGUGGAAUGCGUCUCGGAGAUCGUACACACUGAGUCACUGCUACUUCAAGGCCGCCAAGUUGUGCACCGACAUGUCUGAAGCUGACGAGAAACUCAGCGAUGCUGUUGAGAGAGUGAACAAGGUGACCCAGAGACUCCACUACAACGACCCGCUGCGCAAAUACGUCGACAUCAUCAUAAAGAAGUUUCCGGAAGAAGUCCAGGCAGAGUUCAACAAAGGUCACGACGACUACGAGGACUAUAGGGAGACCAGUGGAGAGGACAGUCUCUGUAAGAGCUCUCUCGAGAAGCUGCUGAAACAGUCGAUGAAGGCUGUUCGGAUGUCCACGGAGCACUCACAUUCAGUGGGAGAUCCUCACAGACCAGUGUCUCGAUCUGGAAGACGUGGGAACAAAAACGCCACUCCAACUCACGGUUUCAAGUCUUCCCUUCGACCACAGUCCAACAAAUUCCUGCAGAGACAAUCUACCUUAUCUUGAAUGGCAUGGAAGGUGUGGCUGAGAGAUUGGGUGUACCGUGCCGUGCCGAUGUGCUGGUCUUCCUCUCCGUCACCAUAGUCUGUCAGAGGUGACCUAGUAUCGACCCUCCGAACCACGACAUCACCUUCCUUCUUCGCCUUCUCGUCGUACGCCGGACACAAGUUCCAGAACUACAUCACGGUUGAGAUUCUAUCAGUGUGUGGUUGCGUACCUCAGCCUGUGUGCGUACAUCACGGCGUUCCGGAUCAGAAUCUUCAACCUGUACAACCUGGCACCUCGUCACUCGACCGACGGUAAGCCUCCUCUUCAUGCAGUAUUACUAGUCACUAGCUCUCUCCCCUCUCCCGGUGUGGUCUAGAACUAUCAUCUCUAAUGACCAGGUGAUAGCGACUAGGUUCACUCUCAUCAACAGAAGACAAAGUCCCACAGACCGCCUUUGCCUACGCACGGGCAUCACAAUCGCUGGUCCCUGGCAUGACCAGACUAUUUCUACAUAUACUACCCAACAAUCAUCCUCCUCGUCUGCAUCGACACAUUAUCAGCUGCGGCACUCGCCUCGCUCCGUCUCGUCUACCAAAAGUCAUCGGGGAGGACGACUCUCGGCGAUCGAAGAAAGAAAGAUCCUCAUGAAACGAGGUGGGUGUGGUGUUGGGUGUGGUUUUGGUUCAAUUCAAUUUUCUGUAUAUAGAGAGGAAUGAGAUAGAGGA
Molecule: messenger RNA, 1760 nt
Organism: Geodia barretti
Lineage: Eukaryota; Metazoa; Porifera; Demospongiae; Tetractinellida; Geodiidae
Source: the annotation of a GenBank genome assembly